Molecule: messenger RNA, 1254 nt
Organism: Penicillium diatomitis
Lineage: Eukaryota; Fungi; Ascomycota; Eurotiomycetes; Eurotiales; Aspergillaceae
Product: F-box protein
Exons: 3
Coding region: 1-1254 (417 amino acids)
Molecular function (GO): protein binding
Source: RefSeq, a predicted model, not a curated record
AUGACCAGCUUCCCCAAGAUACGACCAGCUGUGGAAAAGUUUCGAGCUGCGCUUGCCCGGAGGAAAGAAGCCAAAGAUCGAUCUCAUCGCCGCGGUGUUUCAGAGUCUACCUCGUCGUCAUUAGGCGUCAAAAAUGUUAAUGCUCCGAUCCCUCCGUCGCCGUGGGGCUUGCCGGUCGAGAUUCAAAUCAAAAUCUUUGGCUACUGCGACACAACUGAUUUCUACCGCCUCAAACUGGUCUGCAAGUCCUUCAAUGCGCUGCUGCUCUUGAAUGAACACGAAAUUGUCCGCCAAUACCUCCGUCAACGUCGGCAUGGAACCCUACCCUCUCCACUUGAUGAGAAGCGAACAUAUACCCGCAAUCCAGAGGAUGACAUGGUACUCCUGUCUGACCUAUUUCCGCCCUCGAAGAGUGCCAAAGGUGGCCAUCUGUACACCUUUCGCUACCUUCAUGAGCUCCGAUCCCGGCAGAAGCAAUGCUCGAAGCUGUGCUAUUACCUGGCGGAUCGGGUGAUGGAUCGAUUCAUGCAAACCGAGCAAGUCUUUCUUCGAUCAUCAUUUCCCGUCAAGAAGACCGAGCGGUCCGCAAUGAUCAAGAGAGGCAAGACCAGUAUUUGGUUUCGCCUCGCCCCUCUCAUGUACUACGUCAUGUACUUUUUGCAAAGCUUCGCCUCCGCCAGGCGCGAGCAUACCAAUCUGUUGCUCCGAGCACACGAGUCCGGACAGCUUUCAGUUCCGGUGCCCGCCGAGACACGGCGAAAGAUGUACCGCAAGCUGCAAACUCAGAUCCUACGAGAACCUCCGUUUCAUAACACCGCCGCGCUGGUUGCGACACAUCAUUGCAUGCACCUACUGGUCUCUUUGAUUCGAUACACCAUGGCGGCCGACACUGAGAUUGACGAUUCCUGGAUCCUGUCCCUCUUGAUGUGGUCCCCCUUCACUCGCAUCAUGGAAUAUUUCUCUGCCGAGAUAGGCGACGGAGGCAACCAGCGCAUGCAACGGAAGGAUUUUAUGUACAAUUUCCACCGUGACAUGACGGCCCAUGAGAAGGAUCAUAUGAACUCAUUAAUAUUUGGCCCGGCGAAUGGAGAUACAGACCGCUCUGUGCGGGACUUGUGGUUUGACGCUGCAUCCGUCGAGAUGGAAUUGCGAAAAGCGUCACCCCAUCAUGUAGAGACUGUGUGGACAUGGAAUGGCAUGCCCAUUGUAUUAGGAUGCCCGGACUGCCGGCCAGCUCCGGGCUGGAGGGCUUAA